Ictalurus punctatus (channel catfish) is the source of this 3132-nucleotide messenger RNA. RefSeq lists its product as uncharacterized. The coding region runs from base 1 to 1425 and encodes 474 amino acids. Gene Ontology annotation, molecular function: protein binding. NCBI's taxonomy places the organism in Eukaryota, Metazoa, Chordata, Actinopteri, Siluriformes, Ictaluridae. The record is from RefSeq and is a predicted model, not a curated record. The transcript has 7 exons.
AUGUUGCCUGUGUUCCUCCUAGGUGAGAUUGCAGAGUCUAUUCCUGCACAAGUCCAAGAAGAGGGAACAGAGCGCAGAAACGAGUGGAGUGACCAUGGCAACGCUCUUCCAUGGAAUAACGGUCUGCCAUCUUCACAUCUGUCCUUCCUCCCUGCUGAAACUCCCAUUGUGCCUUACAAAAUCAUCAACUCUUUCCCUUCCCGACCACGGAGAAGUAUUCCAAAAGCCCGUAUUUCAGAUGUACUGAGAGAUGAUCCUCGUUACACAGUUCAACCCCCAAACUUCCUCCUGGAAUUCUUGAAACCCACUCAGUCAGAGAGUGAACCAGACCAGACCAGCCAAUCACAGAAGAAAGUGGUCCAGUACCUGUCAGGGUAUAACUACAGGAAGCUUGUCGAUCACCUCCUGUCUGAGCUGCAUGAUGGGCAGCAGAGAGAAGUGGCCAGUCAGAUUUUGAGCUGCGAGCAGUUGCCUCAACUUGAACGCAGGAUCCCACAACGGCAGAUCAUAUGUGUAGUUCUGAGCUUCCAGGGUUCAUGCCGAUCACAUUCCCCUUCCCUCGCUCCAGUCAGCCCGUCUGAACGUGCAGUUGUAGAGUGCCUCAAGAAAGGCGGUGCCACUCUCAACCUCAAGGCUCACUUUAUUGACCAGCUACCUGAUCUGUCUCUUCUUAUUUCAACUAUCUGCUACCUAAACCUUUCAUUUAAUGACUUUAGUUUGUUUCCUGUGGAGGUAUGUGAGCUCACUAAACUGGAGGUGCUGAAGUUGAGAGACAACCCGAUUGAGGAAAUCCCAGCCGAGAUCCAGAAGCUGAUCAACCUCAAGAUGUUGGUGGUCUCAUUCUGCAAGCUCACUGCUCUGCCGUCCAAGUUAUACCAACUGCCCUCUCUGCAGCACCUGGACGUGUCACACAACCUCAUCGGCCAAUUGAGCAACAGCAUCAGUAACCUCAGAUCACUGCGUUAUUUAAAUAUAGAGGGGAAUCAGUUAGCAGCUCUGCCCGCUGGCCUGCUUCGUCUCCUGCUGUCUCAACUAAAACUGGACAGGAGCUAUACACACUCGCGGCUGUCAAAGCAGGACACACACACUCAGCAGGAACAGAGCAGGGGACCGAGAGAGGAAACAGAAGUUCCUUGUCCACUGGCUCCUGGAGAACAGGUGUACCUAAGGGUGUUAAGGAUGAAGUGGAAUGAGCCUAGAAGGGAAGGGCCAUACAAGGUGGUAAGAGCAACCCCAAAAGCAGUACAGGUGGAAGGUAGCACCUCUUGGUAUCAUUUGAACCAUUGUACUAGAGUACCUAAAAUAAAACCUAGGAGACUGGAAGUUCAAGUGGUUGAAGAGGAGGGAGGUCAAGCAGCUGACACUUCAGAAGAAAGUCAGGAAGACACAAGAGAGGGUUUGAAGAUCAGGGUGAAGAAGGACUAAUGGCAGGCUCAAGUGAUGAAGAGGAAGGAGGGGAGUAGGGACUUGCCCUAACAGAGCAAGAGAGAGAGAGGGGGCUCCUGUUGUUGAGGAUGGUUCUGACAUGGACCCCCUCUAAAUUGUAUAGGAUUGGUCUUAAAGACACAUCCACCUGCUGGCGAUGGCAUUCAGAAGAUGGACACACCACCCAUGUUUUUUGGGGGUGUCGUAAGAUCCAAGAAUUUUGGUUGAAGGUGCAGAGCUUUGUAUUUGAGGUGUUGAACACUCAGAUCUCAUUCUGCCCUAGACUCUGUAUUUUGGGAGAUGGGGAGGUCACAAAAUUGGAGGAUAGGUACAAAAAAGAUUGGGUUUUGACCAGUGUGAUUGGUAGGCAGGUUAUUUUAAGGGGAUGGAAAUCAGAUGGCACGCCCUCGUUUCCAGAGUGGUGUGUGGAGAUGGGGAGGGUGGCUGCCUUUGAGGAGGGGUCGAGCAGAAGGAUGGGAGUUGGGAAUUCCUUCAGGAAGAAAUGGAGCAGUUAUUUGGUGUUUUUGGGGGACACUCGAGGAGGGGCGGUGGAGAGUAUAAUUUAGAGUUUAGUCUAUCAUUAUGCUUGAUUAUUGUAUUUUCCUUUCUUUUUUUUAAUUGUGUGUAUUUUUUAAAAUUAUUAUUUUUAUUAUUAUUUUAUUUUUUUUUGGAUAUGUGAGUUUGUAUUCUAUUGACCACAGGAGUGUUCGUGGGGGGGGAGGUUGGUAGGGGGAGGGGUUAUAGUGUGGAUUUAUGUUAAAAUAGUUUGAUUCAUUAUAUAUGUUGUUUGUCUCUUUGUGUUAACUUGUGAAUCAAUAAAAGUGUUAAUUACAAAAGAGGAUGGUUCUGACAUGGCUGCUACAGCUGCUGAAGGAGAAAGAGAUGAACCACUGCUAAUCCCUGAGCAGGAGGUAGAAGAAGAUCCUGGUGUUGAGCAUGGUAUUAAUUUACCUUUUGAAGACCUUCACACUGAUCCAGGCCCAAGCAGCCAUAACUUUCAGGCUGACUUUUCCACACUUGACUUCGCAGCCCUUGACUGGUUUCCAGAACAGCACUAAACUAACUUUCACAAAACAAAAACUGAAUUAAAUAAUUAGUUGGGCAAGGAAUAUGGCUUUUGUUGUUUUGUUUUUUCAAAUUGCCAGCCCCAGAACUAUACUAAACCAGUUCUCGAUGGACAAGCACCAAAUGAGGGAAGAAAAAAAUUAAGAUAAAGGGCCGCUAGAGUAGAAGAAAAGGAAAAACUACUAAAGAUAGCACAAGAUAAUGAGUGGUAUAAGUGGGAAAUGUAUACAGCAAAAGAGUCACAGAUGAGUAGUUGUCUGAUAUGUACACCAUCACCAAUAAAAAGGCUCAUGGUAAUACCCAACCCAUAUGACUAUAGAUCUAGAUUUCCUAGGUAACCCAGACUACAAGAGGAAUUAUAAUUCAUCACAAUGGGGACAAUGGUGGCAGCACCUGGACAUGUGAAUAGACCUAAAAAAAAAAGAGGGAAACCCAUUUCAAAUAUGAGAUUGAUUAUACGCUUGAAUAUGAGUGUUUCAACAAGUCACAGGGAAGGUAUGAUAUGGGUCAAUUUCAAGAUAAUUGCACUGUAAUAUGGCACGUAGACAGCAGAACUAUUAAACAGACAGAUGUUCUAAGGAAAUAUGUGAAACAUGCAACAGUAACUGUAAUGGAAAAUGGAAAUAUGUUAGGUUAUGUAAA